GUAAAAUGGUCAACGUGCCAAAAGCCAGAAGAACCUUCUGUGACGGCAAGUGCCGCAAGCACACCAACCACAAGGUUACCCAAUACAAGAAGGGAAAGGAAUCCAAGUUCGCUCAAGGACGUCGUCGUUACGACAGAAAACAAUCUGGAUUCGGAGGACAAACCAAGCCAAUCUUCAGAAAGAAGGCCAAGACCACCAAGAAAAUCGUCUUGAGAAUGGAGUGCACCGAGUGCAAGCACAAGAAGCAACUCCCAAUCAAGAGAUGCAAACACUUCGAGCUCGGAGGACAGAAGAAGUCCCGCGGACAAGUCAUCCAGUUCUAAGCUGUUAACUUUGUUGUUGUAUUCCAAAAAUAAACGUUUUUGGUUUUUCCUGUGAUUAUAAAGAACCAUGUUGUU
This is a messenger RNA of Caenorhabditis elegans, 398 nucleotides long. It is a transcript of the gene rpl-36A, whose product is annotated as Large ribosomal subunit protein eL42. The transcript is spliced from 3 exons. The record is from RefSeq and is marked reviewed. Lineage: Eukaryota; Metazoa; Nematoda; Chromadorea; Rhabditida; Rhabditidae. Gene Ontology annotation, molecular function: structural constituent of ribosome. Bases 6 to 323 code for a protein of 105 amino acids. Gene Ontology annotation, biological process: translation. Gene Ontology annotation, cellular component: ribosome.